This is a messenger RNA of Ramularia collo-cygni, 2586 nucleotides long. RefSeq lists its product as uncharacterized. Bases 1 to 2586 code for a protein of 861 amino acids. The transcript is spliced from 10 exons. The record is from RefSeq and is a predicted model, not a curated record. Lineage: Eukaryota; Fungi; Ascomycota; Dothideomycetes; Mycosphaerellales; Mycosphaerellaceae.
AUGAGAAGCGACGGCGACCUAGURACCAUUGAAAGGUCGCUUGGUCUGAAAUCGGAGCGCGGUAUCUCACGACAGGGAAACAAAGAUAACCCACUCAUCCAAGACCUCCUCGCCGACAUUAAGACCAUUGCAUUGCGGUAUACUGACAAGCCAAACACCGAAAUUCGGGCCUCGUCUGUGCUGGAACAAGAGUCCCUCGAGUUGUUUGGGAAAUAUGCUGCCCUUAUCUGGCCUUCUGCGAACCAAGAACGUCCAAACUGGCUCGCAGAGCCCAGCUCCGAAAGAUACGACGGCAAAUAUCCCCGAGCACUCCACCACGACGUGCCCGAAGAACGGCAGAUAUUGAGUGAGCUGUUCCAUGCACUUGUGGUUGAAAAGUGUGUCAAGUAUCAUGACAACCAACUACAAAAGGCCCGCCGCCUCAAUAGGAAGAGCGAAGCCGCGGACUACGAGGUUGGAGACGUGGAGUCCAAUGGCAACCAUGCUGCCAGCGCCUAUUUGGCGAAUUCGAUGGACAUACGAGGCGGACAGGUGUCGUCGCCGGCCUCCAUCCCGCAUGGAUUGCCAUAUUCGGAUGACCCCGAUGACGRGCUGGAUAGUCAGGAUGAAGAUGCCUUUAGUGACGGAUCUGGUUCCCGGACAAAAAGCCAGCGUCUACAAGACUAUCGUGAUGAGAUUGCCAGGGCAAGUGAAUCAUACCUCCAUGCCGCUGAUGGCAAUUUGGACAGUGGUCGCAAACGCCGGCGAAAGCAUGAACAGGAUGUCUCCUCAAAACGUAUGCGCGAGAUCAGCGACGGAGAUGCGCCGCAGAAGGAGUCGCUCAUAGUGCAGCUAGAAUCAGCUCCCCGCGACGAAAUUCGAGACGCAAGCGGCAACGCCGUCAAACGCGAGCACAGCGAUACUCACACACCGCCCGCGUCGUCACUCUCUCAGCAAAACGAGCCGACCCAACGACGUGCAUCCGGGUUCCAAGCUAUCAAUGCUUCUCACGAUGGAGCGCCAGCGACCGUUGAGCCUGCAUCUGAGCCGGUGCCCGCAACAGCAUCUUCGAAUCCGGUCCCGGCCAUGGCUACAAUCCAGCCAUUGAGCACGCCGGUGCAACAAGUAGCUAUUCCAAGAAGGCCAUCCGCUGUAAAUUCAGUGCCACUCAGGAUCAUCCCGCUCGAUGUAGCAGCGGCGGAGGCAACACGCUCAAAUGCACCGCGUGAGCCUCAGAUGAGCUCCGAAAUGUCUGGCCCGCCGCACACUUCGGCCGAAUACCAUCUGAGCGGACGCAGCAGCAACCAAUCAGGGUCAUCACGCAAUGAAGAUCCGCAUCUUCAGGCACCACAAACCGCUGCGCCGCGUCCUACAGUACAAUCUUUAACCUCGCAGCCAUCUGGUCCUUUUCGAGAUCACGGACACGCACACCAUGCAUUCAGGGUCAACCGACCAUUCGUUCCACAGCAACAACAUUCUCAACAUCCGCAAAAUCACCAGCAUCACCACCCGCCGCAGACUCAGCACCAGCCCCAGCCUCAGCCCCAGUCCCAACAACACCAGCCCCCGCAGCAUCAGCAUUCCCAGUAUCAGCUCCAGCAUCAAUUUGUGGCCCGUCCGCCGCAGGGUCCAGGACUGCAGCAGCAUGGCCCUCAGCGUCCUGUAGCUCCUCAGCCGCAGCCGUCACAGACUCAUCAGCACCAUUCGUUAUCCCCGCGCCAAAUUCUCCCCGCAAGCAACCUCCCUGCGAAUACGCAAGGGCCUCCUGUGCGACGCCAUAGUCCACAUCCGAUUGCUCCUUCCAAUGUGAGAAGAAACGCUUUUGUCGAGGAGAUACUGGGAGACCUUAUMCGGUGUCCUGUAGUUGCGCACAUACUUGCUGCAGAUUCCAAUCUGGACCAACAGCAACUGAACAAUCUAAAGACCAUCUUGACGAAUCAUCCAGAGACACGAGACGAUAUGGAAGUUCUUUUAAAACGGAUGACUUCGUUGAUGGACCCGACCCCUCCCAGACAGCGUCAGCAACCACAACCACAACACUCACCAAACGUCAAUCCGGCCGCAAAUCUUCGCGCAGGAAUAGACAUCGGACAAACCCUCGGCAAUCCUGGCCAUUUGCAGCGAACUCCCAUGCCAACGCACACUCCACCGAUGAGCAACGUAUAUCCAGGACCACAAGGGCCAUCAGCAGGUUAUGAGCAGAGUCCCAGGCUGAAGUCCGAACCUAUGGAAGACGAUAAGCUCAUGUCAGCAUCGCCACAUACCGGCUCUUUCGAAAAUGUAUCGAUUGAAAUCAACUGGGGCCGUCAGCUCGAGUUCAGCGAUUACAUGGAAAUGCAACACUGCAGCACGACCAAGGAUUUCUUCGGUCUCGUCGAAGCCCACAUCCCGGAUGAGAUUGCCGCUGRAGGCCAUACCAUCAAGGAGAUCCGCGUGAAGGCAUUGAAGGACUUGAAGGGCGGUAAUCUUCUUCCACGCAUUGUGCGAGACGAAGGUCGUGGCCGAGCAGCUAUACGACAUUUGAUCAAAAAGCUCAGAGCGCAGUCUCCCGACUCGGAGCCAGAGCUCAUGUUUGUUGUCGUGUGGAAUGAUAAACAGAGUACUUAG